Molecule: messenger RNA, 1571 nt
Organism: Phytophthora nicotianae INRA-310
Lineage: Eukaryota; Oomycota; Peronosporomycetes; Peronosporales; Peronosporaceae
Exons: 2
Coding region: 87-1268 (393 amino acids)
Biological process (GO): protein N-linked glycosylation
Cellular component (GO): oligosaccharyltransferase complex; membrane
Source: RefSeq, a predicted model, not a curated record
GCGUGGAUGUACCCCAUUGGUGGAAAUCCUUGUGCUCGUCAUAUCUUGCUGCCACGCGGUCAAUUCUGAAGGAAGAGAGACUGACGAUGGCGCUCUCGACUCGGCUGCUGGCCGCAUGCGGUGCCGUGCUGCUGCUGGUGUCGCUUUCGGUGGAUGCCGCUCUCAACGUUAACAUGAAGCUGGCCUCUUCCCGCGUGGCGCUAACGUCCGAUGCGCUGGAGGUGGCCGUCCUGGUGACACCCAAGCAACCCAAGCUCAAACAGCUCACGCUGGAGACGCUCGUGGACACAACGGGUGCUGCUGUGCUCUCUGGACUGACGCUCAAAGGUGAUGGCAGCAAGUUCGUGACAAAACUGGCGGGCGACCAGAAGCUGCAGGCUGGCAUGUACAAGCUUAAGGUGUCGGCAGUGGACGAGGAGACUAAGCAGAGCGCCUACGAGGUGCUUCAGCUCAAGGUGACGACGCCUGUGGAGGUUGCGAGCGCUACUGCUAACGGUAAGAAGCUCAAGCUGGGCGACAAGCUCACGGGUCAGAACUUCAACGCUGCUGCGGAGGAUACGCUCAAGAUGGAGGUGAAGCUGCAACAGGUACACGACAAGACGCCCGUGGCGGCGCACCAGGCGUUCCUCCGCUUCACGCACGCUACGGAGAAGACGGACACGUACUUUGUACUGACUGCCGACACUAGCCUGACCCACAGCACGACGCUGAAAUUUGCAGCACUAAGCAAGAAGUUCGGCUACAACUCGGGCAAGCACCAUGUGGAGCUCAUUCUGGGCGCCUCUACGUUCGAGAAGGCCAUUGUGUGGGACCUGGGCAACGUGGAGCUGCAGCUUGGCGCGGCCCCGCCUGAGACGCCCUCGCCGCUCUACAAGAAGCACCUGCUGUACGAGAGCGACACGACGCUCCAGGCUCUGCCCGAAAUUAAGCACGUCAUGCGCGAGCAGGACCCGCGGCCGCCUGUGGUCGUGUCUCUGGCCUUCAUGGGCGCCGUUCUGGCCCCGUUGGCCUUGUUCCUGGUGUUUGUGGCGCGUCUUGGACUCAACGUCAAGCGCCUGUUCGAAGGCUCUGUGUUCGUUUUUGGCUGCGUGUUCCUGGCAUCUCUGGGCGGCAUCUUUGCUCUUUUCGGCUUGUACUGGCUGGAGCUGACCAUGUUCCGCACCUUGGGCUAUCUCAGCAUUCUGGGCUCUGUGAACCUCUGGUCCGGCCACUUGACGCUCAAGCGCCUUGCUGAGACUCCUUCCAAGAAGACCACCAAGGUUGAAUAGAGGAGGCGAGCACGUAAACUGAAGAAACCGGUGUCAUUUGCUCAUUAAGCGACAGUAAAGGCAAAGAGAUGUGCGCGGGUGAAAUGAAACGAGUUUGUGUGCCUUGUACUGUGUUUCCUGGUAAAGGGUCCCUCACUUACGGUUUCUUCGUGAGGCUGUUGAUUCCUGCGCUAAUGCAAUUAUUGUAUAUGUCGCUUACUACGGCAGUGCACCGGAACACAUGCCAUCGAACUGGUAGUGCUAGGUGUUCCGUAAUUAUGACACUAAAAGAGUUCUCUAGAAUCUAUAGGAAGCCGACGCAGC